Cyclocybe aegerita is the source of this 1569-nucleotide messenger RNA. The record is from the annotation of a GenBank genome assembly. Lineage: Eukaryota; Fungi; Basidiomycota; Agaricomycetes; Agaricales; Hemipholiotaceae.
AUGAACAGCACUGCUGACAAGAUCAUCAACCCAAUGACGCCCAUGGCCUACCUGUCCCCGGAUCUUGCAUUUCAGCUUACAAUCGCUACCUACGUGCUCGUUGGAACCCUCGGCGUGAUACUCUGGGAUAUUUUGAACAACAUCCGGAUCGACUUGCCGUUUCUAUCCACGUACCCUCUCAAUUUUCCGACGGUCGCAUACUGGCUUUCAAGAUGGUCGUCUCUAGCGUUCGUCACCGCGACGACAAUCUUUCGAAGUACGUACGUCCCGGCUACCGUUCGUCAAUGUAUGAUCGCCUCGACUGAUUGUUGGCGGCAUCGCGGUGGAUUAGCCUCGCCCAUAGCCAUACCAUGUCAGACUCUCAGCCUAGUAACAGCCUGUUUAUUCGCCAUCGCCGGGUCCUCUACUACCCUCCUCUUCCUCAUCCGAGUGCUAGCAAUAUUUGAUGGGAACAAGCCCAUGCGUAUAUUCUUCCGUUCGAUGUGGUUGGCAGUCAUUGGCGGGGUGCUUACACCCACGAUCGAAGGUCUCGUAGGCGAAAACAUAGGUCCGACGAAAUAUUGCAUCAAGGCCAACGUACCUAAGUAUGUUGGAGCAGCGGUGAUUAUCCCCUUGAUCAACGACACCUUGGUGUUCCUCGCCAUCUCGUGGCAAUUGAUGAGGGGAGCACCACGGAAGGCGAGGGAGCGUACUGAGAAAAUACGGCUGUGGUCGGCCCUCCGUGGUGAUUACCUCCCUUCCUUUUCAAGAGGACUCUUACAGGAUGGGCAAGUGUAUUACUUAACGACGGUCACAGCAAACUUAAUUGGGGUGUUCAUCCUCUUAUUGCCUUUUGUCCCGAUCGUUUAUCGCUCGAUGUUGGCUGCGCCGAACGAGGCGCUCAUGAACAUGAUGGCGUGUCGCGUGUACAGACGAACAAAACUCGGGAGAAGCGCGGACUCGGUGGACCCAAGCAACACUUUUCAGCCGUCCAUGAAUGAAGAAUCUAUCACCGUUCCUAUAACAUUCGCAGUCAGCGGAAAUGGGCAGUUGUCUAAUAUAGACGGGGCAGGUCAGGAGACAGAUCACUCGUUACGCGCGCUGGAGGUUGCUGAGAUUCAGCCGCCUACAGACAUCAUGACACUCAACGACAUUGCUACCAGUGCUAUCGAGAUUUCCCACAAAAUCUGUCCUGGCACCAGCAAUGGAGCCGCUCAACGGUGUCCCAAGUCCAAGCGAGACGCGCAGUUCAACAAAUCAAGCCCACCAGGAAAGCGACUCUCCAGUGGAGUUCAAGAAGGCAAUACAGUGCGUUGGAUCAUUAUUCGGCCUAGUGCAGGACGUCUUCUGACACCCAUGACUCUCGCCCCAGACGAAAAGACGCAUAUAUACAGUGAAAACACCGAGGGCUACGUUUCCAACAGGACUUUCAUCGUCUCUGGAACUGCGGGCUCGCUCUUGGGAUUCAAGGACAUCGAACGACUAAGUAUGGCUGUUCUUCGAGGGCAAUCCAGCCAUGCUAGUGAAUCGCGAGAGACAGAUGAGCGGGAUAUCUCUGGGGGAAAGCGCCCAGAUGUGGCUCAGGGAUAA